CUGGUCUUGACGGAGCCUCCAACGUUCCCCCCUCUCUCUCACUCCGCCUAUACAUACAUUCAUACACAUCCCACACCACCGCUCCUUCUUGUCGUUCGUUCGAUCCCAAGACAAACAAUGCAGACCGCCGCGAUUGCUUUCUCGCCUUCCCUUUCCCUCGCUUCCACUCACCGGAAGCUCUCUGCUUUCAGCUUCAAUCCCCUCUCGCACCGGCCCAAGCGUUUCAGUCAUGGAUCCGCUCUGGUUUCGGCCACGCCGAAGCUUUCUCCGAUUGGUUGCUCGCUCAAGGACAGAGGCUGGAUUUCGAACCCCAAUCCCUCGAUUCCCGAGCCUCAAUCUGAUGCGGUCGUUGUCCGAGCCACAGCGGAGAGCGCGGAUGCCGCGGAGAGCCCUAAAUCGAAGCCCCUUGUGGAAACGUUGGUGCUCGGAUCGCUGUUCGGGCUUUGGUACCUUUUUAAUAUCUACUUCAAUAUCUACAACAAGCAGGUUCUCAAAGCUUUUCACUACCCAAUGACGGUCACUCUUGUUCAAUUUAGUUUGGGAUCCGCGCUCAUUGUUCUAAUGUGGACCUUCAAUCUCUACAAACGGCCCAAAGUCACUGGUGCCCAGCUUGCUGCAAUUCUUCCGUUGGCAUUGGUGCAUACUUUAGGCAACCUAUUUACCAAUAUGAGCCUUGGGAAAGUUGCUGUUUCAUUCACCCACACAAUUAAAGCUAUGGAGCCAUUCUUUUCGGUUCUCUUCUCUGCUUUGUUUCUUGGGGAGUUCCCCUCACUCUGGGUUGUGUCUUCCCUUUUACCCAUUGUUGGUGGAGUAGCUUUGGCAUCAAUGACUGAAGCUUCUUUCAAUUGGGCUGGAUUUCUAAGCGCUAUGGCAUCGAAUAUUACCUUCCAAUCACGUAACGUCCUCAGCAAAAAGCUUAUGGUCAAGAAAGAGGAAUCCCUCGACAAUAUUAAUCUCUUCUCGAUAAUUACAAUAAUGUCUUUCUUCCUGAUGGCACCUCUUGCCUUAACCAUGGAAGGUGUGAAGUUUACACCAUCAUACCUCACUGCCGCUGGAUUGAAUGUCAAGCAGCUUUACACCAGGUCGCUUAUAGCCGCUCUAUGCUUCCAUGCAUAUCAACAGGUUUCGUACAUGAUACUGCAACGUGUAUCUCCCGUCACCCAUUCGGUUGGAAACUGCGUGAAGCGGGUGGUGGUGAUUGUCACGUCGGUUCUCUUCUUCCGGACACCCGUUUCAUCUACCAAUGCAAUAGGUACUGGAAUAGCCCUUGCCGGAGUUUUCCUGUACUCGAGAGUGAAGGGCAUUAAGCCUAAGGCAAAGACAGCCUGAAGUCGCAGCACGGUAAUGAAAAAUUUUGUUGUUGAUUUUGUUUCUAUUUCUAGACUAGAGAAAGCCAAACUGCUGCUGCCAUUAACUUAAUGUUGUAUGGCUUUUUAGUGAGGACAACCAUGGUCUGUGGGAUUUGAUUCUUCUAUGUUUAUUUAUGCCUAUUGGGAUCUUCGAAAUAAUGAUUGGUUUUGGUUGUUCUUCGA
Molecule: messenger RNA, 1532 nt
Organism: Andrographis paniculata
Lineage: Eukaryota; Viridiplantae; Streptophyta; Magnoliopsida; Lamiales; Acanthaceae
Product: phosphoenolpyruvate/phosphate translocator 1, chloroplastic-like
Exons: 9
Coding region: 118-1329 (403 amino acids)
Biological process (GO): transmembrane transport
Cellular component (GO): membrane; Golgi apparatus
Molecular function (GO): antiporter activity
Source: RefSeq, a predicted model, not a curated record